Macrobrachium nipponense is the source of this 1789-nucleotide messenger RNA. Its product is annotated as sialin-like. The transcript is spliced from 13 exons. The coding region runs from base 91 to 1617 and encodes 508 amino acids. Gene Ontology annotation, biological process: transmembrane transport; monoatomic anion transport. The record is from RefSeq and is a predicted model, not a curated record. Gene Ontology annotation, cellular component: plasma membrane. NCBI's taxonomy places the organism in Eukaryota, Metazoa, Arthropoda, Malacostraca, Decapoda, Palaemonidae. Gene Ontology annotation, molecular function: transmembrane transporter activity.
AGCAUCGAAUUAAACACCUUGAUAUUCCUUGCCAGUGAUUCUCCGGACCUCGGCGACAACGCUGUGACGUUAGUCUUAGAUAAGUGCAAGAUGGGGAAGAAGGUCGUACACGAGUUUCUUCGUCGAACAUUCGGCUGGCUUCCGGCACGGAUAGCCCUGGCCCUUAUGGCUUGGCUGGGCUUCAUCAACCUCUACAUGACCAGAAUCAAUCUUUCCGUGAUCCUCGUGGCCAUGGUCAAGAGGAACACCUCUUCAGGUCACCUGGCGCCCUGUUUGGAGAUUCAGGAUGUAUCACUUGAAUCAACUUCUCUAUCCAGCAACUCGACUUCUCAGCUCCAGGAAACUACAGGAAUACUGGAAGAAGAACAGGAGGACGUCUUUGAAUGGGACCCAACGACACAAGGCCUUGUUCUCGGGAGUUUCUUCUACGGGUAUGCCAUGACGCAAGUCAUAGGAGGUCGCUUGGCCGAAAACUACGGUUCGAAAUGGCUCUUCGGAAUCACGGUGAUGGCGGGGGGCUUCUGCGCCCUCCUGUCGCCGCUCUGCGCACGAGUGCAUUACAGUUUAUUCAUCGCCCUGAGGAUCUUCCAGGGAGCCGUGCAAGGAGGAUCGUGGCCAGCCAUGCAUGCCUGCAUUACAAGGUGGAUCCCACCAUUAGAGAGGCCGAGGUUCAUUGGAACCGUUUAUUUCGGAAACACCCUGAGUACAGCCAUCACGUUGCCCUUAUGUGGUUUAAUCAUCGAUGCUCAUGGCUGGCCUGCCGCUUUUUACAUCACUGGGUCCUUGUCCAUUAUUUGGGGCCUCUUUUGGCUUAACUUCAUGUACAACUCCCCAAAUGAGCACCCAAGAAUCAGUCGGAAGGAACUUGAGUACAUCGAGACUGCAGUGAGGGAAUCGGGGACAACCGCCAACAGGACCCAGUCCGGCGCCGUCCCUUGGAGGGCCAUCUUCACCAGUCCACCCAUGAUGGCCCUCAUAAUGGGUGACAUCGGUAACAAAUGGGGGAUAACGCUGUUCUAUGCGCAGCUUCCAACCUAUAUGAGUAACAUACUGGGAUUCUCUAUUAAGUCUAAUGGAGCCCUUUCAGCACUUCCCUUUGCUACCAGGUAUAUUGGGUCUAUCUUAAUGAGCACUUUGGCCGACUGGUUGCUCAGCCGAAAGUACCUUUCCAUUCGCACAACAAGGAGAAUAUUUAGUACCAUUUGCAUGUGGGGUCCAGCACUCAUGCUGAUAGGUGUGGCUUAUGCAGGGUGCAACUGGAAGGCCAUUGUGGCCAUGUUCUGCGUCGGUCUAUUCAUGAACGGAGCUGUUACCGCCAGCGUCAUGGUUAAUCACACAGACAUUUCGCCUAAUUACUCCGGAACAUUAUUUGGAAUUUGUAAUCAGAUAUCGACGCUGGUUACCUUCGUCGUUCCCGUAAUCACAGGUGUUCUAACAGAGGGACAGCAAACGGUGGCCCAGUGGCAAAAGGUCUUUUGGAUCUGCGUUCCUAUGUACACAGUAACCCAAGUCAUCUUCUUCAUAUUUUGUUCGGGAAGCGUGCAACCCUGGAACUACUGCACGGAGGCCAAGGUUGACACCGAAGAGUCACGGCACCGAGAGGAACGAUGUCUUUAAACACUGUCGAUACAGUUCAGUGAGUGUGGUAUUCUUUCAGGCCACUGGCCCAUGCGCUGUGCUCUGUAUGAAACGGGCAAUUAACACCUUCACACAAUACACAAGGGUCUUUGCAAACUUGUACUUUUGGUUCAUCUCUUAUGUAUAUCCAUAUAUAUAUAGAUAUAUAUAU